AUGUCGUCGCCUACGCGCAAGAAGCCUGCGGAUUCGGGUUCAGCUGGGUCAACGCCGCCACUUGCAGACACCGCGGAAAGCGGUCUUCUCCCACCAGAGCAUUGGUCUCAAUUGCCAGGGGUGAGCUUCACAAUCAUGGUUGUUAUGACUGACUGCGACAAGGGGUCCUAUCGACGAUACUGGCCAAGAAGCCAUGGAUAUCAACUGACGACUUUCACGUGUAGCCACCAUGUACUCACUCUCUUAAUGAAUGACAAGCUGUACCUGGCGCCAAUAUCGGAUGAUAUUCAGACAGCUCUGGACAUUGGAACGGGAACGGGUAUCUGGGCCAUAGUAACUCAGGCUCACAUGAUACAAAGGGAGUUCGCUGACAGGUUCCCGAAUGCUUCCGUCAUCGGGACUGAUCUUGCGCCGAUCCAACCUGGUUGGAUCCCACCAAAUCUAGAGUUCCAAAUUGAAGACUGUACCGAAGAAUGGACUCUCCAGCCCAACUCCUUCGACUACAUUCAUAUGCGCUGGCUCGUGGGAAGCAUCGCAGAUUGGAAGGCACUCUUUAAGGAAGCCUAUAAAUGCCUCAAACCAGGGGGCUAUAUCGAGAGCUACGAGCCUUCCUCGCGUGUCGAAAGCGAUGACGGUACAGUUCUACCAGGCAGUGCGUUAAGCCAGUGGGAGAAGUUCUUCGUCGAAGGUGGACGCAAGAUCGGUCGACCUUUUACGAUAUUCGAAGAAAACAUCCAGAGAGAAGGUAUGAGAGAAGCGGGGUUUGUGGACAUAGAAGAGAGGGAUUUCAAGAACCCAGUUGGAGGCUGGCCAAAGGAUCCAAAGCAACGAAGUGUUGGGCAGUUUAUGCAGGCUGCUUUUGAACAAGACGCACAGGGAACUGUGCUUCAUAUGGCUACUGCGCUUGGCUGGACUGAGGAAGAGGUCAUUGUGUUUAUCUCACACUUCAGACGUGAAAUCCGAUCGCCCAAGAUUCACUCGUAUUUUAGGCAGAAGGUUGUAUGGGGACGGAAGCCUCUUUGA
This is a messenger RNA of Fusarium redolens, 1023 nucleotides long. RefSeq names its product S-adenosyl-L-methionine-dependent methyltransferase. The record is from RefSeq and is a predicted model, not a curated record. Gene Ontology annotation, molecular function: methyltransferase activity. The transcript has 8 exons. Lineage: Eukaryota; Fungi; Ascomycota; Sordariomycetes; Hypocreales; Nectriaceae. Bases 1 to 1023 code for a protein of 340 amino acids.